AUGUUAGUGGAGGAUGUAGCAGUGGCGGCGGAUGGCGGUGGUAACCUUACUCGAAGUGGUAACCCUACUCGUGGUGGUAACCCCACUGGUGGUGGUAACCCUACUGGUGGUGGUAACCCCAUUGAAGGCUGUAAGUGUGCUGCUGCAAACGAGCUGAUCCCUGUGGUGUUACGCCGCCGCCUGCGAUUCCGCCGCCUCCCCAACCUCAUCCAAUCGGAAGUCCCCCUCCGUAUUGUCACAUCGUGCACUGCCCCUGAGACCCCUCAAAAGGCUCAAGCCCUUCUCCAUACAGUCACAGUGACUCCUGCUCAUCCUCUCCCCCUCCCUCCCACCUAUCGCCUCCUGCCAGACUACUCCCAUCUGACCCACAAGUACCUCCCUCCUAUCCUCGCCGGGUUCCCUCUCGCCGCCCCUGCUUUGGUAGGGACAGGCCCGCUGCCUUCAGGGGGAGUUUCUGAGGAAAUCGAUGGGGAGAUGACUGACCAGCUGCUUUUAGAGAGGGGAGUUUCUGACGCAAUCAAUGGGGGGGAGAGUGACCAGCUGCUUUUAGAGAGGGGAGUUUCUGACGCAAUCAAUGGGGGGGAGAGUGACCAACUGCUUUUAGAGAGGGGAGUUUCUGACGCAAUCAAUGGGGGGGAGAGUGACCAGCCGCCUUCGGAGAGAGACACAGAGGGAGAGACGGGGAGGGCGGGAGUGCGAGUGUUGGUAUUGGGAGGAGGCGCGUUCACUCUGCCCAUAUACCUGCACAUGCAUAGGCCAAAUUAUCACAUUCAGGUGGUGGAGAUCGAUCCCAUCAUGCACCGCGUCGCACGGAGGCUCUUUGGGCUCACAGGCAGGGCCUGGGGUCACUUGGAACAUAGAAAAAGAAGGCGCGAAGGAAGGUAUCAGCAUGAGCAUGAGGGAAUGCGGCUCAAGUGGAGGGAGGAGCGCGAGAGGAGAGAGUGGCAGGAUCUACCGCACGUGCUCCAAGAGUUGACGGAGCGACGCGAACUCGAUCUUCUCUCUGCGAUCUUUGCAAAACUGCCGUUCAAAACGCUCCUCGCCGCGUCGCAGGUGUGCCGGUUCUGGUCGCAUGCGAGCGAGCAUCUGUUUCAGAGGGAGUGCGAGAGGAAAGGAUGGAAACCACCCAGACGACCGCGAGGCCAGACAGAACUUUCCUCCUUCCGACCUUGGCGCUCCCUCUUCUUCCGCCAUGCGUGCAGGAGCUGCGGUGGCAAGGGGGAAUUCAUAGCCCGACACGCCAAACCACCCCUGCACUCUGCCUCUCCUUACGCUGCCUCUCCUAACGCUGCCCCACCUAAAGCUGCUCCUCCCAACGCUGCUGCUUCUCCCGACGCUCCCUCUCCCAAUGCUCCCUCUUCCGGUGCUUCCUCUCCCAACUCUGCCUCUGCAAAAAGAAAGGGAUCAGCAAUGCGCAUUCCCUGUAAGAGGUUGCUUACAUCGAAUCCACAUGCAGAGAGGAACAUGUGGUUCCUCCUCGGCUUGCAGUGCACCCACCUGCCACGUGUCCAGCUGCGAUUGGCGCAGCUCAACGCACAUGUGGACAUUUUUGGGCUGACAGGAUCGAGGUUGAAGUGCUCGGGGUGA
Molecule: messenger RNA, 1587 nt
Organism: Closterium sp. Yama58-4
Lineage: Eukaryota; Viridiplantae; Streptophyta; Zygnematophyceae; Desmidiales; Closteriaceae
Source: the annotation of a GenBank genome assembly